AACUACAAAAAACCCCGAAAGUCCGAAACAAUAAUAGUAACAUGUGGAUAAUUGCGUAAUUUGACCAAUUUAUCCAAAGAAGACUAGGCUCAUUUUUUUAUUUUUUUUUUCUUAUUUUUUUUUAUGUUGAUAUGAGUACUUUUGUGUCGAGUCAUGUUAGGUUUAUUGUUGUGUGGUGUCGAGUUAAAUACUGCUAGCUCUACGAGACUACGAGUAAUCAAACGCCUCAAAUUCUUUUCCUAUUCCUAUUUCCUUCGUUUCGUACCAAACGAGCAGUAACACUGCAGUCUUAACUUCUAAGGACUCUUAACCCAGCAGAGUCUCACAUUCAAGUCUUCGUUUGAAAAUUUUCCCAGAAAUCUGAUGAACUCCAUUGUUGUCUGAAUAUCCACAAAAAUGGUGCCGAAAACUCGAUCAAAAGCAACAAAAUUACAACUAAUAUGGCCAUUCUUCUUCAUCUUCUUCAUCCAUUGCCUCGCCAUUUUUCUCUUCACUCGAGGGUUUCUUCUCACUCGCACUGAACUCCCUUACUACAGCAAUUGCUCCGAUGUUUCUCUCUCUCCUUGCUUCGAUUCUUCAUCAAUCCCUUCAUCUUCAUCUUCAUCUUCAUCUUCGUCUUCGUCUUCGUCUCAAGGGAGUAAUCAAACUUGUUGGACUAAACCGGUUGUUGAUCGUCUCGUCAUUAUCGUUUUCGACGCUUUGAGGUUUGAUUUUGUCGCGCCAAGUAGCUUUUUUCCAGAGAAGAAACCAUGGAUGGACAAGUUACAAGUAAUACAGAAGCUAGCAGCAGAGGCGGGGUCCACAGCUAGGAUUUUCAAAGCCAUUGCUGACCCUCCUACAACUAGUUUACAGCGUUUGAAGGGCUUGACAACUGGUGGACUGCCAACAUUCGUAGAUGUGGGCAAUAGCUUUGGUGCUCCUGCAAUUGUUGAGGAUAAUUUUAUUCAGCAGUUAGUGGAAAAUGGAAAGCGAGUUGUAAUGAUGGGUGAUGAUACAUGGCUGCAGCUGUUUCCUCACCAUUUUAAGAAAUCUUUUCCGUAUCCUUCAUUUAAUGUUAAAGAUCUGGAUACGGUUGACAAUGGGUGUAUUGAGCACUUGAUUCCAUCUCUUCAUGAUGAAAAUUGGGAUGUGCUGAUUGCGCACUUCCUGGGAGUGGAUCAUGCUGGGCACAUUUUUGGGGUCAAUACAAUGCCUAUGAUACAUAAGUUGGAGCAGUAUAACAGUAUAAUGGAGGAAGUUGUGGAAGCUUUAAAGAGCCAGUCAGGAGCAGGUGGUCUCCAUGAGAAUACUCUCUUGGUUGUGAUGGGUGAUCAUGGCCAAACAUUGAAUGGUGACCAUGGUGGUGGAAGCCCAGAGGAGGUCGAAACAUCAAUAUUUGCUAUGAGUUUCAAGAAUGGCACAUUUUCAUUGCCAUCUGAGCUUGAUUCUGUAUCUUGUGGAUUGAAUGUGGAUGCAAAGCCACUAUGUGUUGGCACCAUUGAGCAGCUUGAUUUUGCAGUAACUAUAUCGGCAAUGCUUGGUGUUCCUUUUCCUUUUGGAAGCAUUGGGCGUGUAAAUCCACAAUUUUAUUCUCUUGGCGCGGUGAAUUUUCUUUCUCAAGGUAUUCAGAUGGAAGUUUAUGAAAGUGACUCAGACAUAGUGAGAUGGAUGCAGCAUUAUGUUAAUGCCCUUUGCAUCAAUGCUUGGCAGGUGAAGAGAUAUAUUAAUGUGUACUCAGCAUCAUCUGUCAUUGGAUUCCCCUCUGAGGACUUGUUGCAUGCGGUAGACAUGUAUUCUCGAGCACAGGAGAACUGGCUGCAUGUUGUGAAAGGUUCACUGUCCGACAUGAAUGAAAGUUGUCCUUCAUCAUUCCCUGCUUUAAUGAGGCAGAUUGAUAUGUACGCACACUAUCUUGACAGUGUUAUUGGCCUUGCUCGCUCCAAAUGGACGGAGUUUAAUCUGAAACUUAUGGUGGUUGGCUUGAGCAUUCUUUUUCUGUCGCUUCUUGUACAAGUAUUUGCUAUCAAGAGAGUGAACACAUUUUAUGAGUCUUCUCUGUCUACCAGAUGCCCUGAGGCCUCUGUUGGUUUAGUUUUUUCAAUUUUUGCAGUCAUCAUAAGAGCUUGCAGCUUCCUUUCAAAUAGUUAUAUAUUGGAAGAAGGAAAAGUUGCCUUAUUUUUCUUGGGAACAUCUGUCAUCCUCGAGCUGCGCAAUUCAUUUAAUAAGGCACAGAUGCUAUUAGAAGCGGCUCUAUUAUUAUUGUUGGUCUCUGCACUCAGAUUUAUUAUGGAAUUUGGGCUGUCAAAGCAGGCUGGUAACUUAUCAAGUGUUGCUUCAAUGCUUGGGAAUGCCCAUGAUAAUUUGUUUUGGAUCUCUCUAUCUUCAAGUGUGUCUAUACUAGCUCUAUUAUUAUUAGCAUACCUGUUGCUCAAAUAUGUUUGCAACAACUCUUGUCAGUGGGUCCAAAAAUAUGUUAUUUUGGGAACCAUCUUGUGUUAUGCGCUCAUUGCAUUACACUGGAUCCUAGAUAGUGAACUUUUAAAUCUUCCUGUCACACUCCAGGACAUUGGAAAAAGUUACAUUCCUCGGGUAAUAUAUGCUGUUGGAAUUGCCCAAUUGGCGGCUUUAGUGAUUAAUCAGCUGUUUAUCAGAAAGAGGACCUUGUAUCAUCAAAACGACCUUGCUAGUAAGAUAAUUGCCAUGUUAAGUGCAUGGAGUUCUGCAAUCAUACUACUGUCAGGAAAGCAAGGAUCUGUUGUUGCUUUAACUUCUGUCGGUGCAGCAUUUUGCAUCAUGAGGUUGGAGAACGUAUGGCAAGUUGCUACAGAUGGCACUUCAAGCAAUGUUACUUUCUAUUCUCUUCCUACAACUCAGUGGAGCCUUCUUGCAGUUGCUCUUUUUUUCUGCAGCGGUCACUGGUGUGCAUUUGAUGGCCUUCGAUAUGGUGCUGCAUUUGUUGGAUUUGAUGAGUUCAUGCUUGUAAGACAAGCAAUUCUGCUGGCAAUUGACACGUUUGGUUUUUCUCUCCUGCUACCAAUUUUUGGUCUUCCUAUUCUAAUUUCUCAAAGACAUUCAAAUAAUCAGAAAAGGCAAAGCAAACUCUCCGUAUCGGCACAAUUAUCUCAAGUAUAUUUGAUGUAUGGAUGUAUGACUACAAGUUCAGUGGCCUGUAUGGUACUAUGUGUUACAAUACAAAGACGGCAUUUGAUGGUAUGGGGUUUAUUUGCCCCAAAGUAUGUGUUUGAUGUUGUGGGACUUCUCCUCACAGAUGUCCUUGUUUGUCUGGCAUCGCUUUACUAUAUUGACCCUGUAGAAGAUGACUCCAAACAGAAUUAACUUCUUAGAACUGUUGGAUCUUCAUGAAAUGCAAGUCGCCACGAUCGUUCCUCUUGACUAUUUUGUUCAUUCUUUCCAUACAUUUAGAUCAGUAGAAAUUAGCUCACAGAAAAUGACAUGGGAAUGUAUUUUAUUUAUUGUUUGGAAAAGAUGGCAACGUCAAUUGUUAGUUUGUAUUUCAAGGGGGCUUGAUUACAGUGAUAAUUUGUGAGUUGCCUUUGUGUCUGGUUUGAUAAUGUGAUACUAAGUAUAAUGUAUGGUUAGGUUGUUCUGUGUAGUUUGGCGGAAAUUGCUUAACCUAUCCUUGUAGAAGUUUAAAGUAGAAAUAUAAGGCUUGAUUUAACAUCGAUCAACA
This is a messenger RNA of Chenopodium quinoa (quinoa), 3670 nucleotides long. Its product is annotated as GPI ethanolamine phosphate transferase 3-like. Gene Ontology annotation, molecular function: mannose-ethanolamine phosphotransferase activity. The transcript is spliced from 20 exons. The coding region runs from base 397 to 3315 and encodes 972 amino acids. Gene Ontology annotation, biological process: GPI anchor biosynthetic process. NCBI's taxonomy places the organism in Eukaryota, Viridiplantae, Streptophyta, Magnoliopsida, Caryophyllales, Amaranthaceae. Gene Ontology annotation, cellular component: endoplasmic reticulum membrane. The record is from RefSeq and is a predicted model, not a curated record.